Molecule: messenger RNA, 684 nt
Organism: Limanda limanda (common dab)
Lineage: Eukaryota; Metazoa; Chordata; Actinopteri; Pleuronectiformes; Pleuronectidae
Gene: sh3bgr
Product: SH3 domain binding glutamate-rich protein
Exons: 10
Coding region: 1-684 (227 amino acids)
Cellular component (GO): cytoplasm
Source: RefSeq, a predicted model, not a curated record
AUGGUGAUCAAAGUUUUCCUCGCCUCUUCAUCGGGAUCCACUGCGAUCAAAAAGAAGCAGCAAGAUGUUGUUGGCUUCCUGGAGGCUCUUAGAGUGGACUAUGAUCCGCUGGACAUCGCCUGCAACGAGGAAAACCGCAUGUGGAUGAGGCAGAAUGUCCCAGAGGAGAAGAAGCCGGCCAACGGGAUCCCCCUGCCUCCUCAGAUCUUCAAUGAAGAGAGCUACUGUGGGGACUAUGAAACCUUCUUUGAUGCCAAGGAGGACAACGCUGUGUUCGCCUUCCUGGGACUGCCCCCUCCCCCUGGGUCCAAGGAAGCAGAGCAGGCUGACAAGGCGCAAAUUGUGACGAACGGGAACCAUGUUGAGGAAAUGAACGGAGACCUUGAUGACUCAAUAGAGGUUCCAUUGGAGGAAUGUAACGGAGAUGCACACGAUGAGGAGGAGCAGGCAGCGGAGGAGGAGGAGGAGGUAGCGGAAGGAGAGAAUGCAGAUGAUGAAGCCAUGGAAGAGGAAACAGAAGGCAACGAGGAGCAGGAGGAGGCAGAAGAAGAACAGGAAGAAGAGGAUUUGCAGUCAGAGGAGGAAGAAGAACUGCGACAGCUUGAGGAAGAAGAAGAGGCUGAAGUACAAGAGGAAGAAGAAGGAGACUUAGAAGAAGCACAGGUAGAGUACCAGAGAAAGUAA